Messenger RNA from Rhodamnia argentea, 2225 nucleotides. Its product is annotated as protein indeterminate-domain 12-like. Bases 735 to 2165 code for a protein of 476 amino acids. Gene Ontology annotation, molecular function: DNA-binding transcription factor activity. Gene Ontology annotation, cellular component: nucleus. NCBI's taxonomy places the organism in Eukaryota, Viridiplantae, Streptophyta, Magnoliopsida, Myrtales, Myrtaceae. The record is from RefSeq and is a predicted model, not a curated record. The transcript has 4 exons.
GCAAAUAUCGCGGUGUAUAAAACGACAGAAACGAGAGGGUUUUUGGGAAGUAGCAGCAGCAUCCAGGAGAGAGAGAGAGAGAGAGAGAGAGAUGUUUCUGAGGCAACCCACAUCACCAUCUUGAUAUUGUCUCUGCCCUUUCCGUGUUUUGAUUCAUGCAUGGUGUGGGUGAUCUUAAGAAAGAUACGUAGGAGCUCCCUUUGUAGCUUCAGGCUUUGCUCAGAGAGAGGAGCGCAAAUUGCAGUCCAUGUGUGUUAAGACAGUGACCUUGGAGAGUAGCCCAUCAUCACCGUCUCUUCACGAGAGACGACUUUUCAUUUUCGUUUUCGUUCUUUUUGUUUCUUUUUCUUUGUUCUUGGGUCUAAAUUUCGUGUUUUUUUUGUUUAGCUACCCGAUGAGUGAUGGAUGCCUUUCUGUUUCUUCUCUGCGGCCUAUGUAUUUCUGCAAUAUUUGUCACCUCCCAUUGCCUAAACUGCUCUCAUCUCUAGAUUAGCAGGCACUCCCCACUUCUCUCGUUCCCUUUCAACGAUGCAAAGCAUAGGACACCCUUGCAAGUAUAUAGUAAUGAUCCAAAGUUUGCAUUACACAAGGUUGAGAUAGAAAGGAAAGCAGAAGAAAGAGAGAAUCAAGAUCAAAGAUCCAAAAUUAUUCAUCACUUGGAGCAUUUUCUUUGUUUAUAUUUCCCCUCUCCCUCUCUCUCUCUCUCUCGGAUCAGUCUUUGCCUUUAAAAGAACAUGUUCCCUGCAACCAUGUCCAAUUCCACUACUUUGUCUGAUGAAGCAAGUGUCUCUUCUGGUGCAAGAGUGUUGGAUUUUUGCAGCUUCAACUACAACAACACCGAUACUGGCGACAAGAACAACCUAGAAAAUUCACUGCAACAACCACAGCAACUGAUCACCACCAUUCACAACAACUCACAACAGCAUCUGCAGCAGAAGAAGAUGAGGAAGAAGAGAAACCUCCCUGGAAACCCAGACCCAGAUGCAGAAGUGAUUGCACUGUCCCCAAAGACCCUCCUGGCCACCAACAGGUUCGUGUGCGAAAUCUGCAACAAGGGUUUCCAGAGGGACCAGAACCUGCAGCUCCACAGGAGAGGCCACAACCUCCCAUGGAAGCUGAAGCAGAGGGGCGGCAAAGACCAGGUGGUGAGGAAGAGAGCUUAUGUGUGCCCCGAGCCCACCUGCGUCCACCACCACCCUUCGAGGGCUCUCGGCGACCUCACCGGGAUCAAGAAGCACUACUGCAGGAAGCAUGGAGAGAAGAAGUGGAAGUGUGAGAAAUGCUCCAAGAUCUAUGCUGUCCAGUCUGAUUGGAAGGCUCACUCCAAGACCUGUGGAACCAGAGAGUAUAGAUGUGAUUGUGGCACUCUCUUCUCCAGGAAGGACAGCUUUGUGACGCACAGAGCAUUUUGUGAUGCCCUAGCCGAAGAGAGUGCAAGGCUCUCGGCGAGUCAACUCACCACCGUCGACCCGAACAUCCCUCUUCACCACCACCACCUUCAACCACCACCCACUCUCUUCCCUCUCCCUUCCCUCCUCUGCAACCCCCCGCCGCCGCAGCUGGCAACCCACGCUUCCCUCACCCCCAACUGGGAUCCGCCCCAAAACCCUAGCUACCCUCCUCUGCAUGCCCACGUAAAACCCGAAAUCCUUCGUUUCCAAGUCCCGCCGCUCUCCGCCCAACCACAACUCGUCCCGCCCUUCCAAGCCCUCCAUGGUGCUGCCACCGGCGCGUCCGCGCACCUCUCGGCCACCGCGCUGCUCCAGAAGGCCACCACGAUGGGCGCGGCAGCCACUUCUGCCAUUGGCCACCAUCAUCAUCAUCAUCACUCAGCUCGCACGGCCACCCACAUCGCAUCACCCGGCACGGGGGCCAACUAUGGCGCACAGAGCAUCCCCCCAGAGCUCUUCAAAGGGCUGGCGGCAUCUCCUCUGGAGAGCCUCGGGCCGUGGCGGAAGAGCGAUGGGCUGACCAGGGACUUCCUGGGGUUGGCCGGCGAGGUCAACGCCGGGAGCGGGAGGGUCAGCGUGGGGAGCUUGCUAGGGUUCACCAAGGGGAUGGAGCUUCAAGAGGCGUACGAGCGCGAGCAAUCCGCGUUGAAGGUUAGGGAUGGUUUUGGCUUUGCGGAUCAGAACAAUGCAAGCUGCUUCUCAGACUUGGAGUGAGUGUGGAAGUGGAAAUAUGGCAUGGACAAGAACAGUAUUGAAUCUUCAGUGGGUUUGAGU